CGAGGGCACUGGGAUCCCGAAGACGGCGAUGGACGCGGCCGGAAGUCACGCGGCGCGGCUCCGCGGCUCCAGCGUCACCUGGCAACCAUCGGAGGUGGCCUGAGGACAUCGCGUCAGGCACAUCUUCGGGCGCCCUAUUCUGCGCCCGAGGGGAAGAAAGGCCCCGUUCUCCCAAGAUGGCGGCGCCGGCUGGUUAGCCGGGGGCUCUGCGCGCCGCUAGCUUAGAAGGCCCCAAAGAUGGCGAUGCUGGCAGAGCCCCGUAAAAAGCAGAAGUGGUCUGUGGAUCCUAGAAACAGCGCCUGGAGUAAAGAUGAAUCCAAAUUUGGCCAGAAGAUGUUGGAAAAAAUGGGAUGGUCCAAAGGAAAGGGUCUUGGGGUUCAGGAACAAGGGAGCACAGAGCACAUCAAGGUUCAAGUGAAAAACAACACACUUGGUUUAGGAGCAGCCAUAAAUUACGAGGACAACUGGAUUGCUCAUCAAGAUGACUUCAACCAACUUCUGGCUGAACUGAAUAAUUGCCACGGGCAAGGUGAAUCAGAGCCCUCUAGCGAGCAGAAGAAGACAUUCAGUCUUGAAGAGAAAUCCAGAUCCUCCAGGAAACGUGUUCAUUAUAUGAAGUUUGCAAAAGGAAAGGAUCUCUCGUCCCGCAGCGAAGAUGACCUGUCCUGCAUUUUUGGGAAACGACAGAGUACAAAACCUGAGGAGGACAACACCUGUGCGGAUUCCCCGGAAGAGGACAGAAAAGAAGACCAUGGGAUACCCAACCCAGUGGACCAUAGUAAUACAGUGACCAGCACCAUGACGGUGCAAGAGUAUUUUGCCAAGCGCAUGGCAAAACUGAAGAAAUUCCAGAAAGAACCAGAGAGUGAGUUAGCUGAUCCUGGCACGACCGUGGCUGAAGACUUAGAGUCUUCACAAGGACGGAAAACCAAAUCCAAAAAGAAAAAGAAAAGCCAGAAAAAUGCUGAGGCAGAGAACGUGGACAGUUAUGAAGAACCAAAGGUGAAACGCUCCAGAACAGAUGGCUUGUGGGAAGAAGAACUGGAGACAGCAAACACUGAAUACCAACCAGGGAAAAAGAAAAAGAAAGCUAAAGAUCCACGCAACGGUGAAGAUGUCAGUUGUGAUGGAAAUUCUUGUGUUUUCCCAGGGAGUGGAGAAAUUUACCCUGGAACAUCUGACGGGGAAAAUCUUGGUGAAGAAGACUCCGAGACAAAGCAAAAGAAACCAUAUAAGAAAAAACACAAAAAGCAGAAAAAAGAGGCAGCUGAGUGUGUCGACGGAAUGCAGAGAAAAAAGAAGAAACAUUUGAGUUAACUUAGCAGCAUCUUGGACUUAAGAAUGAGUUAGAUGUUGACAUGUUGAAUAUGAAGCCUUCUGUAAAUGCUAGCCAGACAUCAAAAUGUAGUUCAUCCCAUGUGUAGCACUGUCUCUAUCAGUACUGAAACCUCAGACUCUUUAAACACAGCUCUUGUUGGCAGGGCGGGAAUACAUUGUCUCGUCAUAGGUGGGGAUGAAGCCUGCUAUUAACUGUUGUGCAUAACAGUGCUGUGGGCUAGGCUUUCCCCAGGUCUGCAAAGCAUGGCUUACAUGUAGUUAGGCUCUGCCUGUGCUCAAGUAACUAACACACACACACACACACACACACUAACACACACACUAACACACACACACACACGCGCUAUACUUCAGCACAGAGGACCUAAACCUACUCUUCCUUACACUGGUAUCAUUUCACUGAAGUCAGUCACCAGUUGCUAGUGUGAGAAAAGAACAGGACUGCGUUAUAAUAGAAAAUGCCUACAGAUCACUACCCUAUCCACUGUCCUCUUCCCAGCCUUGCAAAAAUUUAAUUCAGUUGCCUUUUUUAUCAUCCCUGCUUUCUUUUGUGCCCAUGCAGUUGCCUUCUGUGAGUCUGAGCAUGUACCGUAUAGAUGUGUAGAACCUUUUCAUUGAUUUCCUUUUGCAGCUAAAAUGAAUUUUGCUUCCUCUUAAAAUGCCUGCUCUAAUUAAAGGAUUAGGCCCAUGUGUCAGUGCAGGAGAAUGGAACGAAAUAGUUCCUUUUGUUCCCUAGCCAGUAGUUAACUAUUGCCGGGUAGGUAUUAUGUUGUUACAAAGCUACAUAAGAAUUCUUUUUAGUAGCCUUGUCUGUGUAGCUUAACUUUGAGUUUCAGGCCACAAUUCUGGUAUUUACAUUGACCCAUUCAGUGUUCAAAAUGUCACACUUGAGGAGCUUUGUAUGUGGCAUACCUGUUAGCAAAAAAAAUAUAAACAAAUGUAGCUGUUCGCAUGCAUUGAGGGAAGGAGUUGCCAUUUGUACAAGGAAAACCUAAUUGAUUAGUACAAUUUAGCUAUUUAAAUUUAUUUUUUAAAAUUAGCUAUACAUUAGAAAUGGAGGACAGCUAAUGUUGGGACACACGACUCCCGUGGAGCAGUUUUGUACACAAGUGUAAAUGUUUGAGGACCAGAUUCUGGCACGCUUAGAUAGAGGGUGGCAGAAUCAGGGCCUGAGGAAGCAUUUUCCCUUGGACCCUUUUACAAACCUUCAGCCUGAUUCCGAUUUCAUUGACACCAGGGAGGAACUCCACUGAAGUCCGGAGAGUUACUCUGGAUUUCAGUCAGUGUAACCAAGUAGCGCUUGGCUUUUAAUAUUGUUUUAUUACAGCUGUGCAUUUGACUCUGGGCCAGAGUCUCUUUAUAUCACCACUCGAAAUCUGGAGUAACUCCACUGGCCUUGUCCUGACACAUAAAAAGGGAGGGUUUGGUUUUUUUUAUUGUGUUAGCGUAACAUGAUUGAAAAUCCCCCUGAGAUGCAGGCUAACGUGUAUGAACCUGCAUUAGCUGGCCGUGCUGUAGCCUGAGAGAAGCCUAUGCUGCACCACGGCCCAUUAACAUUGCUUCAGACCUGUUAACCUUCAUCUCAAUGGGCCUUUGCAAUUGUGUCAAGCUAACACAAUUGAAAAAUGCAGCCUCUUUGCCCAUCCGAACAUAGCCAUUUCCUGCUGUGGGAUUACUCCAGAUUUACAUCAAUGGAACAGCAGCUUUUGGCCGCCUCUACGUUCCACACUGUACUGUUUGGCUUUUAAUCCCAGUAACAUUUACUUUUCAGUGCUAUGCAAAUAUUGGCCAUCAUGAUGCUGCUAUGGCUGGUGCUGCUACAUGGCUUUCAUAAGCAACAUGUCACUUACACAGUGUGAGUCUACUACAGACCUGAGGUAGAAAACAGGGUCAUUUUUCUCAGUGAAAGGGGCCAGCCACACAUGCUGUGAUUUGCGGCGUGAGCGUUCUAAGUGGUGCAGGCCUACUUCUGAGCAGCAAAGCAGAGUAGCACAGGCAACUCAUUGCUCCCAAUAGGAGUGCUGCCUAUUGAGGGCCAAAAUCUGACUUUUGACCUUGGUUUUUAGCUCUGCAUUGGCUGAGUGUUACUGCAUUUAUCGUGGAUGAAUUAAAACUCAAAGAUGCUAUUAAAUGAAUACUUUUUUUCCCCAAUUAACUUUGAUCUUU
Molecule: messenger RNA, 3504 nt
Organism: Mauremys mutica (yellowpond turtle)
Lineage: Eukaryota; Metazoa; Chordata; Testudines; Geoemydidae
Gene: PINX1
Product: PIN2 (TERF1) interacting telomerase inhibitor 1
Exons: 8
Coding region: 238-1317 (359 amino acids)
Biological process (GO): regulation of ribosome biogenesis
Cellular component (GO): nucleolus
Molecular function (GO): telomerase inhibitor activity; nucleic acid binding
Source: RefSeq, a predicted model, not a curated record